UCAGUUUGGUUGUUGUUCAUCAGUGUCGACAUCUACAUUUAAUCAGAAAUUCAUGCGCAAUGGUGUAUGCAAGUGGUGCAGGUGUCAUAGAGAGUAUAAACGAAAUUAAAUAGUGUUAUCUCUUGGACAAAGCUUUUGAUUUCUAUUGAAAUAUUUAUCAUUCUGCAGAAAAGAAUAAUAAGCUAAAAAUGUUUAAUAUUUAUUACCUUGGAUUAUAUUUAUUCUUAUUUGGAACUUGCAUUGGAGAUUAUUCUUGGGAUAGAAAUUGGGAUAGAAAAUGGCAAAUAAUAUGCCCUAGCUUAUAUCCUCAUGUAUUUACAAAAUAUUUGCCUCGUGGAAAUCUUUCUCAAAGUUUUUUCACACCAUGGUCUCAUGUAACAAGUAUGAAACAUUGCGUUGCUAGUUGUUGCAAUAAAUUACGAUGUAACGUAGCUCUGAUGCAUAAUAACACGUGUUAUCAUGUGAAAUGUGAUAAUUCCAAAAUGUGCAUGCCGUUGUAUAGACCUGAGUUACCAAAUGAAAACGCACCUAGUAUGGUUUUAGUCAAACCAAUAAAAGAUAAUGAAAUGUGGAGUGAACUAUUAACUCAAGUAAAUGAUGAAACUGGACCUUUAUUAAUGGACAACAUUGACGAUACCCAUGUUGUAUUUGAGACUUAUAGUGUUAGUUGCAUAGAUCCAUCAGAGUGUGCACCUAACGAAGUAUGUAUUAGACACGAGGAAAAAGAUGACAUAGGUAUUUGUCAGUGCAGUUUUGGAUUCAAAAGGAAUAUCGCUGGUACUUGUGUGGUGUUAGAUGAUAUAGAAUCUGCAGAACUUGGUGUUACUCCUCAAAUAAGUGGUCAAAUUUUAAAAGGUACAACUACAUCUGUGAAGCCUACCUUGAAACAGUUGUUGGUAUCUGCAGUUUCUAAAGAAGUACGCUUGCCAGAGAAUGAAGUAACAUUAUCAGCAUACACAAUACCUGCUGAACAAGGCAAUGAACAUUAUAAUUAUGCUUGGAGUUUACUUAGUCAACCAGAAGGUCAUACAGGAACAAUGACUGAUCAAAAUCGUAUAACUGUUAAGUUGAGUAAUUUAUCAGAAGGCUUAUAUAGAUUUAAAGUAGCUGUAAGUAGUCCAAAUGCUUAUGGAGAAGCCUAUGCAAAUGUCAGUGUUUUACCACCUAAAAGAAUAAAUCAAGCACCAAUUGCUAUAAUUUCACCUGCUUCACAAGUUGUAAAAUUGCCCAAUACGGGAGCUGUAUUAGAUGGAUCAACGAGUAAAGAUGAUGAUCACAUAAUUUCUUAUCAUUGGGAACUGCAACAAGGUCCUAUUGGAUAUCAGCCUAAUUUAGUUGAUACUCCUACCUUACAACUGGAUAAUCUCAUUGCUGGAAAUUAUACCUUUAAGCUAACAGUUGAAGACUCUGAUCAUGUCACAAAUUCUACAAAAGCUAAUAUAACAGUUUUAAAAGUAAUCGAUUAUCCACCAAGUGCGAAUGCAGGACAAGAUGUUAUAAUUUAUUUACCUCAAAAUACAUUGAUACUUAAUGGAAACUUAAGCACAGAUGAUAGAGGAAUAGCAAGCUGGGAAUGGACAAAAAGUCCUUCUGAUCAAAACAAAGCUGUAGACAUGCAAUUUACAAGAACUCCUUAUUUACAUCUAUCAAAUUUGGUAGAAGGAAUGUAUACUUUCGUUCUUAAAGUAACAGAUGAUUCUGGCCAGGCUUCUUCAGCUGAAAUUCAUGUUUUUGUAAAGCCUCCAACAAAUAAACCACCGAAAGCUAAUGCUGGAGAGGAUAUAACUAUUGCAUUGCCAGAGACACGAACAGUAUUAGAUGGUAGAAAAAGCAAAGAUGAUAUAAAAAUAGUUUCAUAUCACUGGAAACAAAUGAGUGGUCCCAGUAUAGUUGAUUUUUCUGCAGUAAAUGAAUCUAUUACAAAUGUAACAAAGUUAACUAAGGGAGAUUAUCUAUUCAAACUAACAGUGAUCGAUGAUAAUGGAAAUAAAGAUUCUGACACAGUCGGUGUCAAAGUGACACAGAAUAAAAAUGCAGCACCUAAAGCAAAUGCUGGUGGUGACCAAAUUAUAAUAGCUCCUAUCGUUGCCUUAAUCCUUAAUGGUUCACAAUCUUCCGACGAUUUACGUAUCGGACAGUGGUUAUGGACGAGAGAACCAUCUAGUCUCGCAGUGGGCACUAUAAUCGAAGGAACGGAUAAAUCACCAAUAUUAAUGUUAACUGAUAUCGUGCCUGGCAGAUAUCUUUUCAAACUUAAAGUAACAGAUGAACAAGGAUUAAGCAACGAAGAUACCGUAUCAGUAAUUGUAAAAUCAGACCCUCAAUUGCUUCAUUUGGUAGAAUUGACAUUAAAUAUAGGUGCUAAUGUAUUAACAGAAUCUCAAAAAAAUUCUCUGGUUGUAAAAUUACAAAUGCUAUUGCGCGACGAAGCAUCUAUUAUCGUACGGAACUUAAGAGCUGAACCACGUACAGGAAAAGCGGUAUUAAUAUUUUAUGUGGAAAAAAAAGGUGGCAAAGAAACGAUGUCUGGUCCAGAUGUGGUUAAGAGAUUAAAACAAAAACUUGAACAAGAUUCUGGUUUAUUACAACUAUCAGUAGCAAAUAUAGAUACUGCAUUGUGUCAAAAUAAUUGUUCAGGUCAUGGAGUGUGUAAUCAGGGAACACGACAGUGUAUGUGUGAAGCAUUUUGGAUGCAGAAUUUAAUACAAAAAUAUUUUGGUAAUGGAGAAUCUAACUGUGACUGGAGUAUUUUGUAUGUGUUAAUAGCACUAUUAUCCUUGGUUGUUUGUUGGGUUGGACUUAUUUGGGGACUUAUUUGUUUAUGUCAGAGAAUAUGUACUAGUAAGAGAAGAAUAUUGCGUCCGAAGAAAAAGCCAGCUCGUUAUUCUCUUCUUCAACCAGAACCCGAAGACGAUGUUCCACACACUAAGAUGGUAUUAUCAGAUUCAGAUGCUGAUUCUUAUGAUGUCUUGUUUGAACAUUGUAAGACAAGAAAUAAUAGUCACAUGAGAAAUGGUAAAGCUCGUAAUGGUUUGUGAAAGUAAAAACAAAAAAAAAUAUUUAAGUGUUACAUUCACAAAAUCAUGUUGAUAUAAUUAACGCACAUGUGUGUAAAUUUGGCCAAACAUAAAGUACUAGUCAGUUAUGGGGCUGUAAUCUACACUAAGUACCUUACAAUGAUAAGAAAAUGACGAAACUUAAAUCCGAAACUUGUAAAAAGGACCGAACAAAGUAGAUAAUCUUUGAAUAUAAAAGUAUAAUGAUAUCUCUUCAUUGCACUUCAAUUAUUUAUUUCAUUAUGAAUUAAUGCAGUAUUCAUAUAUUCGUUACGCUUUAAAAAAAAAAAAAAAAAAACUUAUUAUAUAUUUGUUGGUAGAUAUUACCAAUUAUUUACAGAUAUAGUUAAUGUUACAGAAUGGUCAAAACACUGAAAGUUUCUAUAAAUUACACAAUAACGGCCUUGAUAAAAUAUAUUUAAAUUAAUAUUUAUAUAUAGUAUUUACUUUUAAUCUGUAACUCUAAUCUAUAAACCAUUUGUAUGUACUAUUUACUCUUCGAUAUUUACAUCGUCGAUUUUAUUUUUACACGUAUAUGAAUAUUGAAUAAAAUUUAUUAUUCACA
Molecule: messenger RNA, 3621 nt
Organism: Vespula pensylvanica (western yellowjacket)
Lineage: Eukaryota; Metazoa; Arthropoda; Insecta; Hymenoptera; Vespidae
Product: dyslexia-associated protein KIAA0319
Exons: 15
Coding region: 189-3038 (949 amino acids)
Cellular component (GO): cytoplasmic vesicle; plasma membrane
Source: RefSeq, a predicted model, not a curated record